Molecule: messenger RNA, 2758 nt
Organism: Entelurus aequoreus (snake pipefish)
Lineage: Eukaryota; Metazoa; Chordata; Actinopteri; Syngnathiformes; Syngnathidae
Gene: rnf32
Product: ring finger protein 32
Exons: 9
Coding region: 493-1518 (341 amino acids)
Molecular function (GO): protein binding
Source: RefSeq, a predicted model, not a curated record
AGCUCCGUGCGUGUGAACAGUAGAGCUGUGCUGUUGUGUUUUUGUAUAACUAACACUAAAUAAUGUUCAAUAUUCGGAAUUAUUUGAAGUCCCGUGACGUUCUGCGCGUUCCAAACCCCCAGUGGAAGACAAAAGGCGGACCUCCUUCUUGCUAUGCUAACAGAGGUUAGCUUAGCUUAGCUACGAGCUAAUUACCUGUCAGCAGCCAUUGCCAGAUACUUUGCUACAUAAAGAAGAAUGAAUAGAAUAUAAGAACGACGGGUUAAGUGUCUCUUAAAAUUCUCGGUAACAUUGUUUUUUGUUUUUUUUACCACCGUGACAUCAUCAUCAUCAUCAUCCCCACCUGCAGCUAAUUAGCGUCAUCAACGCCGUGGCCUUCAGGAGCUUCUGUGGACCACACGUGGACGCCCCCACCGGGGAAAGGAACCUCCUGGAGAUUUCGGAGGGAGACAAUGACGGUCGGACGACACACUGUGAAGAGGUAGGAAGACUAUGAUCAGCAAUGAGGAUUGUGACGUAAGCAGCAAGUUGGUGAUCACCUCAGUGGCCCUUCAGGAUCACAUCAGAAGGAACCUUCUAGAGCCCGAGUUCUUGCUUUCUGACCCCCUGCUGAAGUACAGAAGCAAAACACCUUCAAGGCAGAGAGGGAAGCAAAAGGAUGUGCAGAGAGCAGAACUUCCAGAGGAGCGAGAAUAUGUACUUGGUCCUCCUCCACCUCCUCCAACGUUGGCUCAGAGGAUGGGCUUGGUGGCCCCGCCUGCGGGCAGGCUGAGCGAGGACCAGUGGACGCGGGUGAAGACCAGGUCACUCCAGCAGCGGGAGUCCGAGCAGCCUUGUUCAAUAUGCAGAGAGGCUUUCUGCCUUCAGCCUCAGGUGCUGCAGUCCUGCUCCCACGUCUUCCACAAAGCAUGUCUGCAGGCCUUCGAGAAGUUCUCCGGGAGGAAGUGCUGCCCGAUGUGCAGGAGGGAGCAGUACGAAACGCGCGUGAUCCACGAUGCUGCGCGCCUCUUUCGCAACCAGUGUGCCGCCAGAAUCCAGGCUUUCUGGCGAGGCUACAUUGCACGGAAGUGGUACAGGAAUAUUCGGAGAAACGUCUGCCCAAAAGACAAGCGUCUGCGCCGUAAAUUCUAUGCAGCAAAGCUGCUGGAGCUGAACGAGAGCUUUGUGCGACACCAUCAUACCGACGUGGAGGCUUUUCUUAGCGAUAUCGACCGCUUGCUGUCAUCGAGCCGGCGAGUGUUCCAGCAGCUGGAGAGAAAGUACGUGUCGGAGCCUCAGGAGGACGACUGGGAGCGCAUACGCAGUCAGGUGACCCAGCGGGGUACCGGCGACUGUGCCAUCUGCCUGACGGGGCUGUGCGGGCCCGACUUCAGCCUCCAUCAAGGGAGACGCUCAGUGAUGUUGUCCUGCUCGCACAUUUUCCACCAGCGCUGUUUGGAUGCCUUUGAGUCCUUCGCUGUGGCUGGUAGAGCCACAUGCCCUCUCUGCAGGUCCACGUACUACAAAAAGCUCAUCUGAACCAGAUCCUGCAAAUCCCUCCGACUCCAAGAAGAAAUAGGCAAAGGGCAUCAGGACAAAGAGGCAAAGGUUGGAGAAGAGGGACACCAGAUUCCACAGACCUGGACAAAGUACAUUAUUGACCAAGUUAUUACAACAUUUCUCCAGGGUUUCAGUUCAAUGUUUUCAGAGCUGACAGGCAAGGCUUUCACUUUGGAAGAAGACUAGCCUCACUAUGUGAUGGACUCUAACGCCCUCCGGUGGCUAAAGUAACACAGCACAACAACAUGGUGUUGCUUUGGCUUCGCUCUGGUUAUGCUGCAUUCAUGAACCCUAUCAAGUCAAGAAUAUCACACUAAGAGUUGAAAACUUUACAAUAAUUAUCUGGAGACAAUUAUUAUUUACUUGGUUUCAGAAUAGAUGAUUUGGCUCUCAUACUAUUGGUAACCACAAAGUACAAACAUAUCACAGCAUCAGAUUCAUAGAGGUUCAUUUGCACUAGUCGUCCCUCGUCUAAUUAGCUUGGAAGGUUGGUUUUACUUUUUUUUUAAUCACAUCCUAUGUAUUUCUAGACAAAAUUAAGCAUUUUCCGGCAUAAAAAUUCCUAAACUAACUAAAAAUAUAUUUCAGUAAUAUGAGACAUCGUACGUUAAUCACAAUACUGAUUUUGGCUGCUACCAUUCAACAAGGGUGAUCAUUGGCGAUAUUAAUACUGGGCUCCGCUGUAUAUCAAAUCAUGAAGACCCGUGAAGUGGCUCCCAACUACGCCUGACGCCAUUGUGUAUAGUCACAGAGCUCCAUGACCACGCCGAACGACUUUAACUGGGCUUUACCCAGGCGGCUGUGGCCAGUCACUUCGUUUUACUUCUGUAGAGUCCUCAGCAUGCGUUAAGGACUGCACCACUGUUAUUAAUUAUUAUUUUAUUAAAUGGUGACGGGUGUGGACUAGGGAUGGGAAGCGAAAACCUGUUCUUGUUCAAAACCGGUUCCCAGUGUAUCAAUUAGUUUCAGCUUGUAAAUCUAAACACACCUUUGCAUGGUAUAUUUUCUAGGCGGAUUACAAAGAUUUUUUAAGUUUUUAGUUUUUAAAAAUGUUACGAAUAGUCACAUUAUUGUGUAAUUCCCACAUAUAUUUGAUUUUGUUAAUUUCUACAGAAAAUUGUAUUUUAAUUUAUGUUCAAAAGUUUUUUUAUGCUAUGUGCCUCUUAAGAUCUCACUGUUGGCUUUGUAAGGUCAUGUUAGCUCUAAAAUAAACAAAAUU